AUGUGCAGCAUCGAGGACGCGCCAAACGAAGUUGAUGCAAUCAAAAUUAGACCCAUUACCAAAAAAUGUAUUAAAUGCAAGGCAACUCCAACAAUUUUAAUUCGGCAUUCUACAUAUUGCAAGCCAUGUUUCCAACAUGCUUUUGUUGGCAAAUUUCGUAAAAAUAUGGACAAAUUACGUUCCGCAAAUUCUCAAGGUGAAAAGAUUUUGGUGGGAUUUUCUGGUGGUCCUUCAUCCAGAUCAAUGCUUCAAUUGUUAAGCGAUUAUAAUGAAGUUUUACCAAAUGAAAUAUCCAAGAAACCAUUAUUCUCUGAAGUUUUGGUUUGUCACAUUGAUGAAAGUCCAAUUUUCAAUUUAGAUGACAGUGAUGAUCAUGAUGUGAUUUUAAAUCAAAUUGAGCAAGUUGCUCAAAAUUACAACUAUCCGUUUAUUGGAUUACGCAUAGAUGAUAUAUAUUCUCCUGACUACACUUCUAGUAGUGCAUAUAAUAAAGUUCUUGAAGUCACUUUAGAUAAAUCAAGUCAGCAUGAAAUUGAUGAGCUUAAUGCUAAAAUAUGUAAACAAGAAAUUUCUACAAAAAAAAAAUUACAUUCAUUACUUGAUGAUGUAACAAUCGUGAGGCCAAUGAAAGAUAUGCUAUCUAAAGAAAUCGGUAUAUACAAUAAAUUUCAAGGAUUCGAGACUAUUAUCACAAACUCUCUCACAUCCAUGAUGCCGCAAAAAGCAAGUAUAGAUCGGUUAACUGAAGGUGAAAUUUUCUGUUCUUUUUUCCAAGUGAAUUGUAAUAAGUAA
Messenger RNA from Dentiscutata heterogama, 792 nucleotides. Lineage: Eukaryota; Fungi; Glomeromycota; Glomeromycetes; Diversisporales; Gigasporaceae. The record is from the annotation of a GenBank genome assembly.